CCACACACUCCACCCAAGACUCCCCAUUCCGUUCUCUCCCUCGCUCUUCGCCCAAACCCAAGAACCCAACGGCACGGAACCCCAGCAAAGAACCCUCUGCCGCCGCGCUGCACGGCUGUACCUGCACUGCACGAGUCCCCAUGAACGGCGAGGAGGCGCGGCAGCAGGACCCGGCGUGCGCCGUCGGCGGCGGGAGGGCGGAGAUCGACACCUCGGCGCCGUUCGAGUCCGUGCGCGAGGCCGUCGACCGCUUCGGCGGCAGCGCCGCCUGGAGCUCCGGCCUCGCCAGGCGCAUCUUCGCGCACCACAAGAAACAGGGCAAGUGCGAGGGGACUGAAGAAGAAGGAGAGGGCCUCGAUCUAGAGGAACAGACCGCGCAGCUGGAGAAGGAGCUUGGCGUCAAGGAAAGGGAGACGCUUUAUGUGCUCAAAGAAUUGGAGUCUGCCAAGAAGAUUAUCGCGGACCUGAAGCUCAAGAUUCAGAAUACAUUACCACCCAUCAGUGAAGUGCCCAUUGCAGAACCUGAAGAGCAGCGGGCUGAGGAAGAUGUUAAGGCUGAUGUGGAGAUGCCUGGCGCAUUGCCCGUCACUGAAGUGCCCAUUGCAGAAGCUGAAGAGAAGCAGCAGCCUGAGGGAAACGGCGAAGCCGAUGUGGAGAUGUGCGGCGUGCAAGAUGAGCAAGAGCAGCAGCAUCCUGCUUCGGUUCUGAUGGAGCUUCAGCAGGCCAAAUCAAACUUGAACAGGACGACGAGCGAACUAGCCGCCAUAAGAGCCUCUGUCGAGUCGCUGCGUAACGACGUAGCGAAGGAGAGGGUCUUGGUGGAGAGAAGCCGGGAGAAAGUGUGCUCGGAUGCUGCAUUGGUUUCUUCUCUGGAGGAUGAGCUGGACCAGACCACGCAGAAGUUGCAGACGCUGAAGGAUCUGCAGAGAAGGCGUGAGGAUCCCUCUGAUAUUUUCAUCGAGAUCAAGAAGAUGACGUCUGAGAUAGAGCAGCUCCGAAAUGCUGCAAACGCGUCGAGAUCUGAGGCUAUGAUGUUAGCUGCUGAAAUCGAGCAGACGAAGGCUACCAUAGGCACCGCUGAAGUGAGGUGUCUUGCAGCCCAGAAGAUGGAAGAAGCAGCAAGAGCUGCAGAGGCUCUCGCACUUGCUGAGAUCAAGGCCCUACUAAGCAGUGAAGCCACAGCUGAAGAUCUUCAGAGCUCUGAUGGAGUGGACCUUUCAGCGGAAGAGUACUUUGAGCUUGCCUCAAAGGCUCGAGAGGCUGAUGAAAGCUCAAGGGGAAAAAUUGCAGCUGCCAUGGUCCAUGUGGACGAAGCCAACCAAUCAAAGUCCGAAUCACUUACAAGGCUGGAGGAAGCCAAAAUUGAAGUUGAGGAAUGCAAGAAGGCACUAAAGGAGGCCCUGAAGAGGGUCGAUACUGCCAACCGAGGGAAGUUCGCAGUGGAAGAGGCUCUUCGUAGAUGGCGAUCCGAGACUGGAUACAGGAGGCGCUCGUUCCGCGGCUCUCCCAAGUUCAAAAAUGCAGCACAUCCUCGCAAAGAUUCUCAUAGCAUGGAUAUCGUUGAUGUUUCAAACAGCUCGAUGAAGCCGACACUGUCGAUCGGGCAAAUACUGAGUAUGAAGCUGAUGGGGCCUGAUGGGUAUGACAAAAGCAUCUCGGACGACGCAAGCGAAACUUCUAGUAUCUCGCUUGGCCAGAUCCUGAACAGGAGGCAGGCUAUCUUAUACAGCAGCGAUACAAGUGCUCACAAGAAAGUCUCGGGGAAGAGGAAGAAGUUUGCCUUCACUGGGCUUUCUGUUUUCCUGGCAAAACAAGCCAUGAGCAAGAAGAAGAGAGGAUCAGAUUAGAACUGAUGUUGCAGGAACCACUAGCUAGUUAAUGAGUCUGUCGUAAUAUUGUUCCUGUAUGUUGUUUCUGGGUUCUAUGAUAUUCUGAUAUAUCUCUAGGAUGUAGCUCCAUGUUGAUAUAUCUCGCUGAUGUGGCUGAUGAUUAGGGUAGUUAGGUUAGUAUCAUGUGCUCUAUGAACGAGGAUAUCAUCAGUUCAGUUAGCUUUGUUCCAUGUACCUUGUGGAUCUGUAUCGUGUAGAAUUAUGAACCAGUUGUGCUCUAUGAAACAUAGAAGAUGUGAGCAGCUCAUUUUUCUAAA
This is a messenger RNA of Brachypodium distachyon (stiff brome), 2146 nucleotides long. RefSeq names its product WEB family protein At2g38370. Lineage: Eukaryota; Viridiplantae; Streptophyta; Magnoliopsida; Poales; Poaceae. Bases 141 to 1847 code for a protein of 568 amino acids. The record is from RefSeq and is a predicted model, not a curated record. The transcript is spliced from 2 exons.